AUGUCUCCGUGGCUGGGCGCAGGUUGGCUCCGAAUGUUGCUGAGUCGGCUGGGGCCUCACAGCGAAAUCAACUUUGUUCUUACCGAACUCUUGAGAUAUGCGGAUCCCAUCGCUAUCAUUGAAGGCGGAAACGAGGAAGAGAAGAUGGUAAGAGGUUUAAAAGUUUAUGUUUAUGUGCUUAGAAAUACAAAACGAUGGAUGAGAAAAUAUCGAAAAUAAAAUGGAAUCCGUUCCGGCCUUUGGAGGAGAUGGAUGGAGAAGCGGAGCGGUAUUUGUACAGCUGUCAGAUGUUGAGAAGGAACACUUUUAUCUCCAAUACCAUGACGAUGCCUCGAGGAAAUAAACCCGUGAUUAUACACAGGAAUACAAGGUAUAAAUUAUGUAUAUUGCACUUGACAUAACAUUGACCGUAGACCGUCAAGGAUUGUUCUCAGGUCUUGGUAUGAAUUUUUAGUCCCUUUUUUGCCGGUUUCCUUUAGUAUAUACGGCGAUUUUGCUGAUUUUUUAAAAUUACUCUAAAAGAUUCCUCUUAUAAAUUGUUGAUUAGAGAUGUUACUGGCUUGUUGCGCCUUUCAGAACUGUCACAAUCCUCCGCCCAUUCCUGAAAUUAUCUGAAUUUCCCACUCCAACUGAAGAAAUUCCUGAAGCUACCAUCAAAGAUGUGGUAGAAGAUGCCCCAACCAAUAGAUCACAUAAACGAGAAAAAACUAUGAGAUCUCAAAAAAGCAGAAAAGAAGAAAGAAAGAAGUCUACAAGAACCCACUAG
Bursaphelenchus xylophilus (pine wood nematode) is the source of this 766-nucleotide messenger RNA. The record is from the annotation of a GenBank genome assembly. Lineage: Eukaryota; Metazoa; Nematoda; Chromadorea; Rhabditida; Aphelenchoididae.